Messenger RNA from Pezoporus flaviventris, 2349 nucleotides. RefSeq names its product activin A receptor type 1B (gene ACVR1B). The record is from RefSeq and is a predicted model, not a curated record. The coding region runs from base 169 to 1530 and encodes 453 amino acids. The transcript has 9 exons. NCBI's taxonomy places the organism in Eukaryota, Metazoa, Chordata, Aves, Psittaciformes, Psittacidae. Gene Ontology annotation, biological process: activin receptor signaling pathway; nervous system development; protein phosphorylation. Gene Ontology annotation, cellular component: activin receptor complex; plasma membrane. Gene Ontology annotation, molecular function: activin binding; ATP binding; activin receptor activity, type I.
CCGCGCCGCGCCCGCCGCCGCCCCCCGCCGCCCCCCGCCGCCGUCCCGCUCCUCGUCCUGCUCCUCGUCCUGCUCCUGGCCGGGGCGCUCGAUGGGGCCCGCGCUCUGACAUGUCUCUGCUCCGACUGCAAGCAAGCAAACUCCACGUGCGAAACGGAUGGUGCCUGCAUGGUCUCGGUCUUCAACCUGGAUGGUGUCAAACACCACGUCCGGACCUGCAUUCCCAAGGCAAAACUGAUUCCUGCUGGGAAGCCCUUUUAUUGUCUGAGCUCGGAAGAUCUGCGUAACACUCACUGCUGCUACUCGGAUUUCUGCAACAAAAUUGAUCUGAUGGUUCCCAGUGGACACCUGAAAGACAACGAACCCCCCUCGAGCUGGGGUCCUGUGGAGCUGGUGGCAGUGAUUGCCGGACCCGUCUUCCUCGUGUUUGUUGUCAUGAUCAUCGUGGUCUUUGUUUUUCACCACCACCAACGCGUCUAUCACAAUCGGCAGCGGCUGGACAUGGAAGACCCCUCUUGUGAAAUGUGCCUUUCCAAGGACAAGACCUUGCAAGAUCUAGUCUACGAUCUCUCCACAUCUGGCUCUGGCUCAGGUUUGCCCCUGUUUGUCCAGCGGACCGUGGCCCGGACCAUUGUCCUGCAGGAGAUCAUUGGCAAAGGCCGCUUUGGGGAGGUGUGGAGAGGCCGGUGGCGUGGAGGGGAUGUGGCUGUGAAGAUCUUCUCCUCUCGGGAGGAGCGUUCCUGGUUUCGGGAAGCAGAAAUAUAUCAAACUGUGAUGCUGCGCCAUGAGAACAUCCUGGGGUUCAUCGCUGCGGAUAACAAAGAUAAUGGAACAUGGACUCAACUGUGGCUCGUCUCUGACUACCACGAGCACGGCUCCCUCUUUGACUACCUGAACCGCUACACGGUGACCAUCGAGGGCAUGAUCAAGCUCGCCCUGUCUGCUGCUAGUGGGCUGGCCCAUCUGCACAUGGAGAUUGUGGGCACACAGGGAAAGCCGGGGAUUGCUCACAGAGACUUGAAGUCGAAGAACAUCUUGGUGAAGAAGAAUGGCACUUGUGCCAUCGCUGACCUCGGCCUGGCCGUCCGGCACGAUUCUGUUACGGAUACCAUUGAUAUUGCACCAAACCAAAGGGUUGGAACCAAACGAUACAUGGCACCUGAAGUCUUGGAUGAAACCAUUAACAUGAAGCAUUUUGACUCAUUUAAAUGUGCCGAUAUCUACGCCUUGGGCUUGGUCUACUGGGAGAUUGCUCGGAGGUGCAACGCAGGAGGUAUCCACGAAGAGUAUCAGCUUCCCUACUACGACCUCGUGCCCUCUGAUCCUUCUAUCGAGGAGAUGCGGAAGGUUGUGUGUGAUCAGAAGUUACGGCCCAAUAUCCCAAACUGGUGGCAAAGCUACGAGGCACUCCGGGUGAUGGGCAAGAUGAUGCGAGAGUGCUGGUACGCCAACGGAGCGGCGCGGCUCACCGCCCUUCGCAUCAAGAAGACCCUCUCCCAGCUCAGCGUCCAGGAAGAUGUGAAGAUCUAGGCCCUGAGCCCCAGCAGGAGGAAACUGCACAAAGCUGCCAUGCUAGAGUAGACGUGUGAUGGAGGCCUACCUCGUGUUUCUGCCCAAUCUACUGCUACCAACGAGACAGCGUGACUCCAGGCUGCUAGGUGGGGUGACGGAGCCUAUGGCAAUGCUCUUUUCCCUGCUUGGGUAUGAAACAAUCCGAAACCUUUUACGAUCACCUCCUGAGAGCGUGAAGACUUCCUAGAGAGGGAUUUAACUUGAGGGAUCUCAGCCAUGAUCAGAACUCCUGUUUCUUUAAUGGAAAUCCCCGUAAAGUUCACCCGUGGGCCGGGAUCGAGGCCGGGUGCUGGGAGUGGGAAGAGAAAGGAAAGGUUUCCUUGGCCGUGCUCGGAGGACUUUUUCCAGGGACUGGCACGUUUAAUGCAGCAAAAGCAAAACUCAAUGGUGCUCCCCUCUGAGAGGCUGAGCCUGAACAGUUAUCAGCUUCGUGAAACUCCUGUCCCUCCUUUGUCUUCAGCUUGACAAAGCAAGGCGAGAAGAGCGACGCGUCUGCAUGCACAGCGCGUCCCCUCUGCUGCUCAGCUCCUCCUGUAGACGUGCAGUGUCUGCCCGCAGGGUGGCUCAUCCCUGUCCGUGCUUCCUGUGCAUGUGCAACUCUCUCUCGAGUGUCCUUUCCUUGAGCUGUGCGCGCUGGUGCUCUCCUUGUUGAGUCGUGAGCAUUGUCUGCCUUGGACAGGCUGCUUCGAGCCAGCCCCGCUGGGUGCCGGGGCCCUGCUGCCCCUGCUGCAGGUUCUCUCACUGCCACCCCUCCCAUUGCUAAGACAAACCACACGA